Molecule: messenger RNA, 1550 nt
Organism: Cyclopterus lumpus (lumpfish)
Lineage: Eukaryota; Metazoa; Chordata; Actinopteri; Perciformes; Cyclopteridae
Gene: tpgs1
Product: tubulin polyglutamylase complex subunit 1
Exons: 2
Coding region: 16-1032 (338 amino acids)
Biological process (GO): protein polyglutamylation
Molecular function (GO): microtubule binding
Source: RefSeq, a predicted model, not a curated record
GGACGUCAUCGGCUAAUGGCGGACAAGGAGAAGCGCCGGUCCGGGGCCGCUCCUCCGGGGAUGCCCGAGGUCAAAGCCACCAGGUCGGACGGCGACAGGGAGUUCCUGUCGCGGGCCGGCGUGGGGGAGCUGCUCCGCGGGGCCAUCCUGAAGAUGGUGGAGGCCAGGUCGGACGAUCCCAUCGGGUUCCUCGCGGACCACUUCUGCAACCUGUCCUCGGUGUCGGAGACCGGCACAGCUGGAUGCGGCGACGGGGACCAGCUGAACAACGCCGCGCAGUGCGCAGGCGCGCAGGAGCAGCAGCAUCUCAACCGGGCGCUGUGGCACCUGAGGCUGGCGCACCAUUCACAGAGAUCUGCCUUCAGCAACAAUGUCCGUGUGGCUUAUGACCUUUUGAACCUCAGCGGGCCCGUCAGACGUUCAGGUGACGCUCCUGAAGGCCCUGAUGGCUCCAGCACCGACAGCCCGACGGAGGGAGGAGGAGGAGGAGGAGGAGGAGGAGGAGGGGGAGGGGUGAAGGGAGGCCUCUACACACAGACCCUACAGUGUCUGUGCAGUGAGGGCGGAGUCCCCGCCUCCACCUCCGCUCCGCUCCUCCGACGCCUCCAUUGCCAAGACCACGAGGCCGUCCCGUAUGAUAUCUUUCGUCACGGCGUGCUCACGUGUGCGGUUUUCUCUGACUACAUCCGGCAGGCCCAGAGGCUUUACGCCGAAGUGUGCUGCCCGGACCAGGGGCCGGCGUCGCGGGCGCUGUGCGUAGCCGUGCUGGGGACCUUGAAGGAGGCCCUGGAGACGUCCCAGGGCUGCGAGGCCAAGCGCUGCGAUAACGCCAACGCCAAAGGGACUUCCUGUCCCGAGGCCAACGCGAAGGCUCUCCGGUACCUGGAGGCCAGUGCCAAGAUCUCCCCGUACAAGCUGGGCCAGGCCAUGGCUGGAGCGCAGACUCGGGGCCCGGGAGGCAAUAUGGACGCGAAGGAGUUUGAGAACGCCGCGGCGGAACUUUUUAUCACUCGAGUGAAAGUCGUGUCCUAGGUUUCAUGUCAAUAUUCACAUAAUUUAUGAAUGUACAAUAAUCUAAAGUAUAUACUAGAGUAAAUAUAUACAGUAGCUAUUCUAACCUCUAAACUACACUCACAGAUAUCACCUCCUCCCUCAAACACCCAUAAUUAUAUUACACUCAUUGUUUGUCAUCUUUUUAUUGUUCCUAUUAAAGUUGAAGAGAUAAUAAAUCAGCAUCUGCUGUGACUGUGUGGAAAGGACUAGGGGUUCCUUACUGAAUGUAUUUUGAGAUCAGUUUCUUUUUACAUUAUUGUUCAGCCUUUUCCAUAACAUGCUCAGAUUAGAAAGUAACACUGUGUACUGAUCUGCGUCUAAUGCAAUCCAACAAAAACGAGGUUGUAUUAAAUUCUAUUUUUUUGUUGAGAGGGGAUGUUGAUUAGGAGCUCGGUGUCUGUAUUGCAUUAUUUUUAAAGUGUUUAUUUUCUCUCAGUUAACAAUUUAUUUGAAAACCAGUUCGAUAGGAGCCAAUCUCAUAUGCAGGCAUUGUAGCA